AUGUCUAGACCUAGCGGCCCGACGCAGGGAUCGCAUGUUUCGCAAGCGCGGAGGGCCGAAGGAGCCAUAGCUACCGCGACCUCUCAAAAGGCGGCACUGGAGGCUGCUAUCGAUGCUGCCGAACAUUAUAUGAGAGCUUUGCACUUGGCCUCAGCAGACGAUAGAGAUAUUCUCGAUUCUAAAUGCAGGGAACUCCUAACACGAGCCGAAAACAUUAAAGUCGCCGAGAAUUGGCAAUUGGUUGCCCGCGCAAGAAGUAUUACUGGCCCGAGGGCCCCCGCAUCCAAGCGGAAACUCACGACCCGCGAGCAAAUCAUCAUUUUGGAGGGUGCGAAGCUUAACGGCUUUAUUUUUCCACCAUGGAAGGGCCCACCACCUCCCCAGGAAUUUGUGGCUGAAGAUGGACCGUUCACGGACUCGCCCGAUCUGCAUCUCUCCGAGUGCCAGCAUACUAUUUUUGCAGGAUGGAGGAGACCAGCCGACCUGCUUCGUACAAGAAAUGCGGCAGACCAUCAUUCAGUUGAACCGGUCAUAGCAGUGACGAAUACGACCGAUCUAGUCCAAGAUGUUCUGACUGAUUGCUCCGUCGUCGCCAGUCUCUGUGCAACAACCUCGCGAUCAGAGCGUGGUCUGGGCAUGCAUGCUUCCCCGGUGAUGUAUCCACGCGAAGGUGACUCAACACCGAAGUUAUCGCCCUCCGGAAAAUACAUUUUUUCCUUCUACUUCAAUGGAAGCUUCCGAAAAGUGGUCAUCGAUGACCGGCUUCCAUCCUCCAAUACUGCCAGGUCAUUGCACGUAAUUGACCGCAACAACCCAAAUUUCCUGUGGCCAGCUCUGGUAGAGAAAGCCUAUCUCAAGAUCCGCGGGGGCUAUGACUUUCCUGGAAGCAACUCAGGGACAGAUCUUUGGGUACUGACGGGAUGGAUUCCUGAACAGGUUUUCCUACACCAUGAUGAUGCCACCUCUGAUGAGAUAUGGGGGCGCUUGUACCCAUCAUUUUCUAAUGGCGACGUCGUGCUGACGAUCGGAACUGGCAAGUUGACCGAGUCAGAACAACAAGGUCUGGGCCUGGUGAGUGAGCACGACUAUGCAAUUUUAGACAUGACAGAGGUACGCGGACGUCGACAAUUCUUAUUGAAGAACCCGUGGGCGGGCGCAGAGCCGACCGUGCAGAGUAGAGGCCCUGUUUCAUUUGACUUGUCAACCCUGCCUUCGCCUCUAUCUCCAGGUACGUUCUGGAUGGACUGCGAACAAGUCUUGCAAAACUUCGAAAACCUCUACCUGAAUUGGAGUCCGGGCCAGUUCAAGUAUCGUGAGGACAUCCACUUCACUUGGGAUCUUUCACAGGGCCGUGUCAUUGCCGGAUGCUUCGUCAAGAACCCACAAUUUUCGGUCUACAGUGAAACUGGCGGUAAAGUUUGGCUUCUCCUAGGAAAACAUUUCAAAACCGCCGACCACCAUACAUUUGAUGCGACGGAACUUCCACAUGGAUUCAUCAGUAUCUACAUAUUCCAGGCUGAUGGCAAGAGGGUCUCUCUCAGCGAUGGAGCGCUUCACCGUGGACCAUAUGUGGACUCGCCAAAUACUCUGAUGAGACUGGAUAUGCCCCCAAAGACUAUCUAUACAGUGGUUGUUUCGGAACAGUCCCUGCCAUCUUCUACUCAAAACUUCACACUCUCUGCGCUAUCAGAAUGCCCCGUGUCGCUCGCACCGUCGAGAGAUAAAUAUCUUUGUCUCAACAAAGCAAGUGGUUCCUGGACUGCUUUGACCGCUGGCGGCAACGCAGAGUCCGCUCGAUAUUCGUCAAAUCCACAAUUCAGCCUUCAGGUCUCAGAGAAGACUGAUAUAUCUAUUCUUCUCGAAUCCGAUAACCCCGAGCUUGCAACCCACGUCCGGAUCUUCUGGUCCAAUGGCCAGCGUAUCUCAAGAGUCCGCAGUCGAGACAUGAUUGCUGACAGCGGUGACUACCGCCGAGGAUGCGCGUUGGCUGAAACAAGAUCCCUUGAAAAGGGGGUAUACACUCUUGUUUGCUCGACAUUUGCCCCCGACCAGCUUGGUCGCUUCACACUCUGGAUAUCUUCUGAUAUUCCUUGUGUGGUACAGCCGUUGGCCUCGGAAUCUGCUGGUCGUCGGGCUACCUUAUCUAGAGUUGGGGUUCUCUUCCCGGGAAAAGAUCGGAUGCUAGCAUCAUUACAGGUCUCUCGUCUGACACGAAUCAAAUUGAUUGCCAGGAGCAAACGGUCGACAAUCGGCUCUAGAUCUGUCGCGCCUUCACCUGUAUUGAUGACCGUGGAACGCGGACAGGGACCCUAUAAAGAAACUCUUGCCGUUUCAGAAGACGGUACACAUUCUGAUGCGGCAUCAGGAGUUCGGAUUGAUGACUUUGAUUUAUCUGACGGCCGCACCAGGGUGUGGAUAGUAAUUGAGAGGAUUGGAGGACCCGGUGGGCAGGUGGAAGACCAUUUCGAGGUCGAGGCGCUUGCUGAGGAGCGGGUGGAGAUCGGUGAAUGGAUGGUGGAAGAUGCGUAA
Penicillium odoratum is the source of this 2529-nucleotide messenger RNA. RefSeq names its product calpain-like protease PalBory. Lineage: Eukaryota; Fungi; Ascomycota; Eurotiomycetes; Eurotiales; Aspergillaceae. The record is from RefSeq and is a predicted model, not a curated record. Bases 1 to 2529 code for a protein of 842 amino acids. Gene Ontology annotation, biological process: proteolysis. Gene Ontology annotation, molecular function: calcium-dependent cysteine-type endopeptidase activity. The transcript is spliced from 4 exons.